Molecule: messenger RNA, 1857 nt
Organism: Podospora anserina S mat+
Lineage: Eukaryota; Fungi; Ascomycota; Sordariomycetes; Sordariales; Podosporaceae
Exons: 1
Coding region: 1-1857 (618 amino acids)
Biological process (GO): regulation of transcription by RNA polymerase II
Cellular component (GO): nucleus
Molecular function (GO): RNA polymerase II transcription regulatory region sequence-specific DNA binding; DNA-binding transcription activator activity, RNA polymerase II-specific
Source: RefSeq, a predicted model, not a curated record
AUGUCGCAGGGGGGGCCAGCACCUCCCCCUUCUUCUCGUCCUUCUUCGCAAUCGCCAGCGACAGACACCAACACCUCUCCACAACACCGACAACAACAUCUCGGUCAACAAGAUGCUCCCAGAACACAGUCGUCCCAUAACCCCAGCGGAGCAACGGUAGUCGAAGGAAACGAAAGAGGCUGGCAGCCAGGAAACCGACCCUCUGGCGUACACAACAUCCUUAAUCCAGCAGGCUCACAACCUGCUCCUGCCGAAGGCAGCCCCCAACCAACAAUGGGGCCAACUCCUCAAUAUGGGACAACACAGGGCUCGCCUUCACGUCCUUAUACCAUCCCAGGACAGAGUGGGGCUUCCACACCAAGGGCAACUCACGCGCAGACACAUCCGACAGCAUCUCCGGCCGGUGGUUCCUCUUCGGCCGAGAGGGGCUCACCUUCAUCUGUCCAUCCCUAUCCUUUUACUGCGAGACGGAUACUAACCCCAAAGUCCCCGAGAGUUGCAAGCCUUAGCAGGGCUGCUCUGCGAACAGUCGAACCCCAGCUCGCAAAUUUACCGGCCCCUACUCCGAGAACUUCGUCUCAGACAAAUGACCUUUCCAUGCUCGUCGGUCCUCCGUUGGGAGCUCCGUCGCCAUACCCCGGCUCCCACGCCCCCACGCGGCCGACCUCUGGGCUUUCUCGAUCACUCUCACAACCCAGUCUGAGCCACGGCCACCCAAUGGCACACCCCCGUGAACUAGCACACCCAGCUCCCCUCAAACGUGAAUACAGCGGGCAGCCAGUCUUUCCAGGCUCACCAUAUGGGACACCGACCAUGUCAAGCAGGGGACUGCCGGCAUCCAAUCCUCAUGGUGAUGGGCGAUGGGGGCCAGGGCCCAUGGGCACACUUCCGCCAGCAGGUUCAGCAACUCGAAGCUUGCAGAUUUCGGAAGGCCAGACUCUAUUAACAAUCACACCGAGGCAUGGAGAGGAGAUUGUGGUUCCGGUGGACGUUCACCAAGCGUCGAAGCAGGCGGAUGAGAAGAGACAACGAAACGCGGGUGCUUCAGCGAGAUUCAGACAGCGCAAGAAGGAGAGGGAGAGAGAACAGCAACAGGGGCUACAAAAGUUGGAGUCGAGAAACCGGGAGUUGGAAAGGAAGGCGGAUGAGCUGGAGAAGCGGUGCCAGGAGCUACAAAUUGAGCGUGACCACUACAGAAAUGACCGAAAUCGUCUGCGAGAUAUCGUUGCCCGAACGGCUGGUAUCAGCGAGUGGGCGGAAGGACCGCCGAGCCCGUCUACGUCAAGAGUCCCAGCACCCUAUCCAACGGCAGGAGAUAGCAGGUCACAUACACCACACCAACAGCCGAUGCCAGUAUCGCACGCGCACUCACAGUCACACUCUCACCCAUACCCUCACCCUCACCCUGCUGUUCACCCUCUUCAACAUCCCCACCCGCAUCCUCAUGUGCGCCCGAGCGCCUACGGGGAACCAUCUAUGCUCGAGCCGCCUCUGAGAAGGCGAAGAACAGAUUCCGAACCUCAGAUGCCCACAUCAUCCUUUGCCCUGUCCACACCGACUACCCUGCCACCCAUCGCUGGUGCUUCUGCGUUUGGAAUCCCACCGUCUCCCCAUAUUACACCACCCCCGGGACCUUCACGACUACCCCCUCUUCGAUUCGAGCCCCAGCCGGGAGGAACUUCCUCGACGACACCAUCACCUGCCCCCAGCGGCCCUCCCUCUCGGCCACCGACGCUUCCCCCGUCCCUCCCCCCUCAACCGAUCACACCAUACCUGCCUCAAUACCACCGAAAGAGCUCGUACGAAACCGCCGGUUGGGCUACCGGGCCACGACCUUCUGAGGGAGGGCCGAGGUGA